UCUAGUGUCUAGUGUCAGUGGUGUGCCGCCUACCGUGUUGCUUGUCGAGCACGCAACGAAUUCGACCACCAAACACGCGUUCCGGUGCCGAAAUUUCGAUUACCAUGUGCUUUGACGACAGGAGUGUUUAUCGAAAUUCGAUCUGCUAUUUUUUUUAAUUAUCUUCAUUUGUACAAAAGAUCAUUUUUUCUCUACAUAUAUUAGCAACAACAAAUAGCACCAAGAGUGAUUAGUAACAAUGGGUCGAAAAGCGAAAUUCAAUGAAACGGUCGUGCCCAGUGGACCAGGCAGAAAAGCCAAGAAACAGCGUGAUCCUACAUUCCCAAAACAAAUAACAGAAAAAGAACCAACUAGUUUGAGCCACAGACAGAAGCAAAGGGCCAAGAAAAGGGCGUCCAAGAAGCAGCGAGCAGAUGGACCCAAAGCAAAAAAAAUCAAAGCAGUUAAGAAGGAAGAAUCCACCUCAGAUGGGGAGGAGGAUGAAGAAGAAUAUGUUUCAGAGGAUGAGGAGAAUCAAAAUCAGCAACCAGGAGCAUUUGUCAGAGCACCUCCGCCCGAAUCAAGCGAAGAGGGAUCCGGUGAAGAAGAUGAUAGUAGCGAACAAAGCACGGACAACGAUAACAACGAUGAGGAAGAUGAGGAUAACGACGACGAUGAGUUACCUAUAGAAAAAGCAAAUAGAAGAUUGAAGAUUAAACAGAAAAAAGAACGAAAGCUCGAACAAGCGGAAAUGCUAGAUUCGAUUAGCCGCCAAUGUGUGUUUGCCUUUCCGACCGAAGAAGAACUGAACGAACCAACGAGUCUCAAAGAUGUCCAGCAACGAAUACGUGAUGUAAUAAUGGUACUGGAGGAUUUCAAAAAAUUACGUCAAGCCGAUAAAUCACGUACCGAUUAUGUUGAAUUGUUGCGAACCGAUCUCUGCUCGUACUACAGUUACAAUACAUUUUUAAUGGAAAAGUUGAUGCAAAUAUUUGCGUUUAGUGAGCUUGUAGAAUUUCUUGAAGCUAGCGAAGUUCAAAGGCCGAUGACCAUCAGAACAAACACUUUAAAAACUCGUAGACGUGAUUUAGCUCAAGCUCUGAUCAAUCGAGGCGUCAAUCUCGAUCCGGUUGGCAAGUGGACCAAAGUCGGUCUCGUGAUUUACUCUUCCCAAGUCCCAAUGGGAGCGACUCCUGAAUAUCUAGCUGGUCACUACAUCAUUCAGGGCGCCUCCAGUUUUCUUCCGGUCAUGGCCCUUGAGCCCAAGGAAAAUGAGAGAAUAUUAGACAUGAGUGCGGCACCGGGCGGUAAAUCGUCCCAUAUUGCCGCCCUCAUGAAAAACACAGGAGUAUUGUUCGCAAAUGACCUCAAUCAAGAGCGGUUGAAGGCCGUUAUAGGAAAUUUUCACAGGCUAGGAAUUGUCAAUUCCGUGAUUUGCAGUUACGAUGGCCGGAAAAUACCUUCGAUAAUAAAAGGAUUUGAUCGGGUUCUGUUGGACGCACCCUGCACGGGUACGGGAGUCGUCGCCAAGGAUCCAAGCGUGAAAACGAAUAAAGAUGAGGUUGACGUGCAACGUUGUUGCACACUUCAGCGAGAAUUAUUGCUCGCGGCGAUAGAUUCCGUAAACCACCGUUCCGAAUCCGGUGGCAUAAUCGUUUACUCGACCUGCUCCAUAUUACCGGAAGAAAACGAGUGGAUCGUCGAUUACGCUCUAAAAAAGCGAGACGUUAAGCUUCUUCCCACAGGUUUGGAUUUUGGUACAGAGGGCUUUACCAACUAUCGCCACCACAGGUUCCAUCCCUCUCUCAAACUGACGAAACGAUUUUAUCCCCAUCUUCACAAUAUGGAUGGUUUCUUUGUUGCAAAACUCAAAAAAUUCUCAAACAUCAUACCAAAACGGAAUGACAAUAUUGAUGACGAGAAUGAGCGGAAACAGGAGGAGGAGGAGAACGAUGCAUCGCCUUAAGAAUAAAAAUGAAUCUAUUCAAUUAA
Venturia canescens is the source of this 1971-nucleotide messenger RNA. RefSeq names its product probable 28S rRNA (cytosine(4447)-C(5))-methyltransferase. The record is from RefSeq and is a predicted model, not a curated record. Gene Ontology annotation, biological process: rRNA base methylation; maturation of LSU-rRNA. The transcript has 7 exons. NCBI's taxonomy places the organism in Eukaryota, Metazoa, Arthropoda, Insecta, Hymenoptera, Ichneumonidae. Gene Ontology annotation, cellular component: nucleolus. The coding region runs from base 239 to 1945 and encodes 568 amino acids. Gene Ontology annotation, molecular function: RNA binding; rRNA (cytosine-C5-)-methyltransferase activity.